Messenger RNA from Camelina sativa (false flax), 597 nucleotides. RefSeq lists its product as uncharacterized. NCBI's taxonomy places the organism in Eukaryota, Viridiplantae, Streptophyta, Magnoliopsida, Brassicales, Brassicaceae. The record is from RefSeq and is a predicted model, not a curated record.
UACUAACCUGAAAAAAUGGUGUCUCAAAGAUUGUCCUUCACCCUACUGUUUCUCUUGGCAACCUUAAUCACAGUUGCUAAGGGAAACACCAACAGAAAGCUAGUGUCAUUUUACAAUUAUUCUCCUCCUCCAUCCCCGGUCUAUCGUCAUCCUGUAGCUCCUCCUACUCCGGUCUAUCGACCUCCGGUUGCUCUUCCUCCUCCUAAACCUCCCGUUGCACCCUACUACUACAAGAGAUCUCCACCGCCUCCACGCCCUAGAUAUGGAAGAGUGAAUCCACCACCUCCUCCCGGCAAACCAUGGUGGUGGUUCUUGUAGCGCUAAGAAGCCAUGCAAGCGACUCAAAAGUCAGGAGAAGUCAUUAACUGCCUACUUUUUUGUAAAUGUAUACAUUUACUGAUGAGUUUGCCUGAAAACAUUGAAAGUGCAUUUGUGUUGUCUUAACUUUGUUUAGUUUUGACUGUCUCUCAGUUUACCGGAAUUUAUUCUUCUUCUUUAUUCGCUUUUUCGCGGGUUGUAGUGCGACUGAUUUGCUUAUACUUUAUUUAUUUAUUGUAUUGAUUCGUUUUACAAAUUCUUUAAAAAUAAUUUAUUACA